This is a messenger RNA of Cannabis sativa, 1968 nucleotides long. RefSeq lists its product as uncharacterized. The record is from RefSeq and is a predicted model, not a curated record. NCBI's taxonomy places the organism in Eukaryota, Viridiplantae, Streptophyta, Magnoliopsida, Rosales, Cannabaceae. The coding region runs from base 262 to 1593 and encodes 443 amino acids. The transcript has 5 exons. Gene Ontology annotation, molecular function: chromatin binding.
AUACUAAUCUUACACAACUCACAAAUAAAUAUAUAGAGAAAUAGGAGGCAAUACAUAGCGUAACAAACAAAAGCAACAAAGAAUCCUUUCCUCACAUAAGCAAGAUACCAAAAAAUAUCCUAAUCCAACAAAACUCAAACAAAACAAGCAAGAAUGAUGUUCGAAAAGCUCACACCUCCCUCGCUCCGCAGCUAAUUCAAAAAUACCAAUCUCUAUUUAGGAAUUUUGGAUUGUGGUGGAUUCUAAGAAAGUGCUCUACUAAUGGAAGAAGGGAGGAUGGCAUCCACUUCACAUUCGAUGAGAAGUGGUGAUAAAAGAAAGAGGAAGCUGACAGAGUUGAAGGACGCAAUAAAUGAAACUCCAGACAAGAAACUCGACAAUAAUGGAAGAAUGGCUGACGUUGAAGAUGCCCGGUUGGAGUUCCGGUCGUACCCGGAUGAUGCAUGGUACACUGUUCGGGUUCUGGUGGAAGGGGAUUACAGUGACGUUCUAAGAAUCAAGUACUGCAAUUUCCCUGAUGAUGGGGACAGCAUUUUCCGAACAGCUGAGUUCAAGGACCAAGAUCAUUUUAAAGACUUCGCUUCUAGGUUUAGACCCGUAUCUUCUCAGCUUCAAGACUCUGAGUGCUCCCUGGUUGCCCGGGGUUUGCUUGUGUCCGCUUCACAUCACUUCAAGACUGAUGACAUUCGCUUCUACGACGCAAUUGUUGAAGAGGUGGAUCAUUGUGAACAUUCUUUUGCAAAUGGAGAAGAAGAGUGUUUGUGCUCUUUUAUUCUAUCCUGGCUACAUGGUCCAUUGGCUGGAUACAUUACUGCUGAAAGACUUGAACAAAUUUGCAGAGUUCAUCAUAGGGACGAAAUAGAUUCGGUUGUAGCUUCUUUUUUAAGUAAGGUGAAGGCGAAACUCAAAACUGGUUCUUGCAGAUCUAAUCAUCAAGUCACCAGAGGUGUCACUCACAAUAAUCAUGGGGAACCCCCAAUGAUGAAAAUUUCACACAAUCUUAGUUUUUCUCACCAUUUAAAGCAGGAAACAAAGUUCACCAAGUGGAUUUUGAGUGAUACCUUGUUAUCCAAAUGGGCUAUUGGUCGUCCUUGUGAAAAGACUGGGCAAGACAUUGACAUUGGAGGAGUCAAAAACUAUUUGAUUUUUGUUGAUAACAUUGACAAAGACUUGACCCAUAUCGAAAUCAUGGAGUUCAUAAAGGAAAAGGUGUCGGUCGCAUCUCAAGCGUUUCUUUUUCCUAGUUUGUCAUCAGAUGUUUGUACUCGAGUCUGUAUUAUGUUGGAUACCCAAAGUCACUUUGAGAAGUUAUGUAACUUUCUGAGUAAUCCAGAUCAUAUUAUUGUGUCUUUAAGUGGGAGGCCAUGGGUAAUGACCGAAACAAUGAAAGUGAAUGAUUCUCUUCGAGCUUCAAUACUAAGCCUCUCACUUUUAUCUCAGGAAAGGAAAAGGAACAAUGGAAGUAGAGAUGAAUUGAAGGUUGUCCAUUCAGGAAGUGAUGAAUACAGGUUAGCUAAGCAUCUAAGCAAUUUGUACAAGGACCUUUCUAAUCAAGAGAAGAGACUGCAGAAGAGGUUGAUUGUUGAAAGUUAAAGUGUUUCCUUGCUGUGCAUAACAAAUCAAUAGGAACUCGACAGUAACAAACUAGAUAUGGAUAGCUUAACAAUGACUCGACUUCAAAGCCUAAUUGCAGUGGAACCAAGUACCGGAAAAUAUUACAUGCUCCCCUUGGAACACUGGUACAAAUAUGAGGAGAGUUCCAUCAAGAAGUAUUUGGGAGAUUAGACAAAGCAGUUAGUAUGUUGUUUUGUUUUGUUGAGAUGAGAAUAAAACAAAGCAUGUGUAAAUAUUCUUCCUUUUUUUCUUUGUGUAUUAAAAACAAUGACUUUAACAUGAGACAUAAAGGCAAAAUAUGUAGUAUUUACAAUCUGUAUCUACUAAAUUAACUUAGGUAACAAUUGAACAACA